UCUCUCUCCCCCAUCAACAGUUAUGUUUCCAGCACUGGUCAGCGUGGGACAGCCUGGGAACCAUGGGAGGAGGGGGACCGCUGGCAGAAGGGGGAGGCACUGCGCUGCCGGCUGUGUGAAAGUGAUCGGUAGCUAUGGAGCUUCAAUAUCACUUUUACUUUGAAGCCAGUCGUUGGCUAAACAAAACCAGAACAAACUGGUGGCUGCUUAAGUAGCCAUCAGCUUGUGAUUAAAUGUUCACUCUUUGGAUGUACAUAGCACUGAACUGGUUAGAGACAAAGUAUAACAGUAGCCCGGAGUGGGAAUAUAAGAAGAAAAAACACAUAAUGAAAGUACCAAGUAAACUAUAUAACAUAACAACUGUAAAAUCAUACAUUUAUACAAGUAUCUGUAUACCCUCUACAGCUUCCUCUGUCAUUGAUAUUACAAUCACAGUAUCAUCUCUUAUAAAUGAUGAUAUGUGCAAGCCAUUGUUUUUUAUAUUUACAUUCUCUUCUAUUGUCUUCCCUCCAAACAUUAAAAUGUUAAUGACCUUGUCAUCUGACUGGAGCAAAAACUUGAAUACAAAUAAAAAGACAAGUAGACCUUGUAAGGAAUUGGAAACAAACCUUCCAUUGUUCUGAAUAGAUCCUUUUAGCCAAUCCAAAGGUGUCUCAUGUUAGUGAAUGGGGGUGAAGAGAAUAUAAGGUGAAGCAGAACUCAGACAGGUAGAAAGAUUACUGGCAGAUAAGGAGAACAAGGAGCAGCUGACGGAUCCCAAUAUUACACCAUACCAGCCAAUCUAAAGUCAUCUCAUGUUAGUGAAUGGGGAUGGAAUGAAUAUAAGGUGAAGCAGAGCUCAGCCAACUAGAAGGUUUACAGUCGAAAACAACAAGGAGCAUCUGAAGGAUCCCAAUACUACAUCAUACCAGGCAGAUUAAAGAGAAGAAAUCGUGAAAGGGCUUUACACAAAAGUAUGAUGGAUGGAGCAGGUGAAAAGCCAUUUCCUUGCACUGAAUGUGACAAAUCCUUUACAGCAAAAACAUAUUUAAUUAAUCAUAAGAGGAUUCAUACAGGGGAAAAGCCAUUUAUGUGUUCAGAAUGUGACAAGAGCUUCUCACAAAAGGGUUAUCUUAUUCAGCAUCUGAGGAUUCACACAGGAGAGAAGCCAUAUCAUUGUUCUGAAUGUGACCAAAAAUUUUCACAACAAAAUACAUUGACUAAACACAAGAUGAUUCACACAGGAGUGAAGCCGUAUCAGUGUACUGAAUGUGAUAAAUAUUUUAGCAACAAAGCAAACCUCACAAGACAUCAGAUGAUUCACACAGGAGAGAAGCCUUUCAGAUGUUCAGAAUGUAACAAAUGCUUCUCACAAAUAUUCAGUCUCGAUAAACAUCAGAGGAUUCACACAGGAGAGAAGCCUUUCAGAUGUUCAGAAUGUAACAAAUGCUUCUCAGAAAUAUCCAGUCUCUAUAAACAUCAGAGGGUUCACACAGGAGAGAAGCCUUUCAGAUGUUCAGAAUGUAACAAAUGCUUCUCAGAAAUAUCCAGUCUCUAUAAACAUCAGAGGAUUCACACAGGAGAGAAGCCUUUCAGAUGUUCAGAAUGUAAUAAAUGUUUUACAAAUAAAUCAAAUCUGAUCGAUCACCAGAGGAUACACACAGGAGAGAAGCCAUUUAGAUGUUCAAAAUGUGCAAAGUGCUUCGCACAAAAGUCACAUGUGACUCACCACCUAAAAAUACAUACAUAGGGAAGUCAUUUAGAUGUUCAGAUAGUGCUUAACCACUUGCUUACUGGGCACAUA
Molecule: messenger RNA, 1783 nt
Organism: Rana temporaria (common frog)
Lineage: Eukaryota; Metazoa; Chordata; Amphibia; Anura; Ranidae
Product: gastrula zinc finger protein XlCGF71.1-like
Exons: 3
Coding region: 956-1729 (257 amino acids)
Biological process (GO): negative regulation of transcription by RNA polymerase II
Molecular function (GO): DNA-binding transcription repressor activity, RNA polymerase II-specific
Source: RefSeq, a predicted model, not a curated record